GAUGCAAGUAUCAAAUCAAUUCGAUUCUAGGUAAAGGAGAUAAAUCACCUUUCGUGGCCGUCCCACUACCACCGCUGGUAAAUGAUCCACAAAAUCAGAAAACAAGAGAAAAUUUUGCACAUUUUUCUUGUUAUUGGAUAAUCCGUACACGCCUUCGAACCUUUUCUUUAGCAACAAAGGUGGACCCUCGCGACGAGGAUGCUGAAGCGCGCCCUUGAAGGCGUUGGUGGCGCAAGGAGAAAUCUGGGAUGGCGGUCGUGGCGGACGAGGAGUUUGGGGACGGAGGUUCCGAAGGAGAGAGUGGAGUGCGUGGUGAUUGGGGCGGGCGUGGUGGGAACGGCGGUGGCGAGAGAGCUGGCGCUUAGAGGCAGAGAGGUCCUCGUUCUCGACUCCGCUCCGACCUUCGGCACCGGAAAUACCUCUCGCAACAGCGAGGUCAUCCAUGCUGGAAUUUACUAUCCUCCCCAUUCUCUCAAGGCUACCUUUUGUGCAAGGGGGAGGGAUUUGCUGUAUAAAUACUGUUCUGAACAUAAUAUUCCUCAUAAACUAAUUGGUAAGCUCAUAGUUGCAACAAGUAAUUCAGAGAUCCCAAAGUUGAAUCACAUAUUGAUUCGUGGAACUGAAAAUGGGGUUCCUGGUUUGCGUAUGAUGGAGGGCUCUGAAGCCAUGAGAAUAGAACCUGAACUGCAAUGUUUGAAAGCCAUUCUAUCACCUUUCACUGGGAUUCUUGAUACACAUUCUUUAAUGCUAUCUUUAGUGGGGGAAGCUGAAAAUAAUGGAGCCACUUUCUCAUAUAAUACUACUGUUAUUGGAGGCCAUGUCGAACAAAGUCGCAUAUGCCUUCAUAUUUCUGAAACUAAGUGUCUCGAAAGUUGCAAUGGGAGCUUUCCAUCUCAACCAGAGAUGACACUCAUUCCUGAUCUGGUUGUGAAUUCUGCAGGCUUGAGUGCCCCUGUACUUGCUAAGAGAUUUAAUGGCCUUCAAAACGAAGUAAUUCCACCUGCCUAUUAUGCUCGUGGCUGCUAUUUCACAUUGUUCAAUAUGAAAAUUCCUCCAUUCGAACAUUUGAUAUAUCCUAUACCAGUGGAGGGUGGCAUUGGGGUGCAUGUUACCCUGGAUUUGGACGGUCUGGUGAAGUUUGGUCCAGAUGUUGAAUGGAUUGAUGGUGUUGAUGAAAUUUCAAGCUUCCUAAACAAGUUUGACUAUUCUGUACAUGCCAAUCGUGCGGAGCUAUUUUAUGCAGAUAUUAGAAAGUAUUACCCAAAUUUGAAGAAUGAUUCUCUACAGGCAGGAUAUGCUGGUAUUCGACCAAAGGUUUCUGGUCCUGGACAGCCGCCAGGUGAUUUUGUAAUACAGGGAAUGGAAACUCACGGGAUAACUGGUCUUGUUAACCUCUUCGGAAUUGAGUCGCCCGGUUUGACUUCAAGUAUGGCAAUUGCAGAACAUAUUGCCACCAGAUACUUGUGAUCGGGAUUCAGGACAACAAAUUUGUAUUAUAUUCCUGAUUGAUGGUCUUGAAUACUAUUUUUAACAAGCAAAGUUGUUGAAGAAUGAUCAAAGUUUGAGUUUCAUCAUUUGCAAGUUCAUUCACACGGAAAGUUGAGAUUGCAAUAAGAGUUAGCAGCGUUGUUGUAUCACAUCCCAAAGAGACGCUGUUGUAGAGUAUGAGGAUAGGCGAAUAGUGAGCAUGACUGAAGCAAGAGCUCUGAACCUCAUAAUUUAUGUACAUGGAGUGUUCAAUAAUGUAAACUGUGUAGAGAUGUCGCCCAUUUUUGUUGGGUCCCAUGGUCAUUAUUGGUUUCACAUAUUUCACGUUGCAAUUUCUACU
This is a messenger RNA of Morus notabilis, 1828 nucleotides long. Its product is annotated as L-2-hydroxyglutarate dehydrogenase, mitochondrial. The record is from RefSeq and is a predicted model, not a curated record. The coding region runs from base 199 to 1467 and encodes 422 amino acids. The transcript is spliced from 5 exons. Gene Ontology annotation, molecular function: (S)-2-hydroxyglutarate dehydrogenase activity; (S)-2-hydroxy-acid oxidase activity. Lineage: Eukaryota; Viridiplantae; Streptophyta; Magnoliopsida; Rosales; Moraceae. Gene Ontology annotation, cellular component: mitochondrion.